UUUAGGAUAAUUAACUAACUUUAUUUUUUUAAUCAGCGUGUAUUAAUAGACUGGUUUGAAUACGAUGGUUUAAUUCUGUCCGAAUCGGCUAAUCCGAGCGUACUUGCCCAGGAGGCCGUGUCUCAUUCGGCGUGCUCGUGGGCGUCAAGUGCACUAAUGUAGGCCGUAGAGUUUAGUGAAUUCAGCGCUCUUGAUCAUGGAGGGCUCGAAGUCGUCCAGCACCACCAUGCACGUGAGCUUCGUGUGUCAGCGCUGCAACCAGCCUCUCAAACUCGACACCAGCUUCAACGUCCUGGACCGACUCACCUUCCAGGAGCUCAUCGCUCCUCUCGUCACCGUGACUCCGAGCAAGCAGGCGGAAACUGGAGACACAGAAGGUCCACCUGAGGAGACGUUUGCGGAGAGCAAGCAGGACGGCGUCUCACGGAAGUUCAUCCCUCCUGCCAGGAUGAUGUCCACAGAAAGCGCUAACAGCUUCACGCUGAUCGGCGAGGCUUCGGACGGAGGAACCAUGGAGAACCUGAGCCGCAGAUUGAAGGUGACCAGCGAUCUGUUCGACAUCAUGUCUGGUCAGAGCGACGUGGACCACCCGCUGUGUGAGGAGUGUACAGACACGCUGCUCGAUCACCUGGACACACAGCUCAACAUCACAGAGAACGAGUGUCAGAACUACAAGAAGUGUCUGGAGUUGCUGUCUCAGCUGCAGGAGGAAGAUGAGGACACACUGCUGAAGGAGCUGCAGCAGCUCAGGCAGGAGGAGGAGACGCUCAUUCAGGAUCUGGAGGCCAUCGAGCUGCAACGGGAAUCCGUCGCCAUGGAGAUCAGCGAGGCCCGGCACCAAGCCCAGCGGCUGGACACGGAGGAGCUGCAGUAUCAGAAGGAGUAUUGUGAGUUUAAACGGCAGCAGUUGGAGCUGGAUGAUGAGCUGAAGAGUGUUGAUAAUCAGAUGCGUUACUGCCAGGCUCAGCUAGACCGCCUGAAGAAAACCAACGUCUUCAACGCCACCUUUCACAUCUGGCACAGCGGGCAGUUCGGGACGAUAAAUAAUUUCCGUCUGGGGCGAUUACCCAGCGUACCUGUGGAGUGGAACGAGAUAAACGCUGCGUGGGGUCAGACUGUGCUGCUGCUCCACGCUCUCGCUAACAAGAUGGGCCUUCGCUUCCAGAGAUAUCGCCUCGUUCCCUAUGGAAACCACUCGUACCUGGAGUCUCUCACAGACAAGUCGAAGGAGCUGCCGCUGUACUGCUCUGGAGGACUUCGCUUCUUCUGGGAUAACAAGUUUGACCAUGCGAUGGUGGCGUUUUUAGACUGUGUGCAGCAGUUCAAAGAGGAAGUGGAGAAAGGCGACACGGGAUUCUGCCUUCCAUACAGGAUGGACGUGGACAAGGGGAAGAUCGAGGACACGGGCGGCAGCGGAGGAUCCUACUCCAUUAAAACGCAGUUUAACUCUGAGGAGCAGUGGACCAAAGCGCUGAAAUUCAUGCUCACCAACCUGAAAUGGGGCCUGGCCUGGGUCUCGUCUCAAUUCUACAACCGCUAACGGAGAGAGGGAGAACCAGGCUCGUUAGAUCUUUCUCUGAACCCUGUUGUGAACGUUUCGGUGAAAUGACGAGAAGGAGCGUAACGAGGUCUCGGCUUUUACCGUUUGUUGAUUGUGAUCACUUCCACGUCCAGCAGAAGAACAGAAGAACGUAUGGAUGGAGAUCCUCACGCUCACGACCUUCUUAAAGAUGACUGUUCAUACAACACUCUUUAUUAAAGAUCCGCACGUGUCACGUUUAAAGCGGUUCCAUAAAUCCGUAACGUGUGUCCUAAAUGUUUGAGCUUUCUGAUGGGUCUUAACUUUCAGACCCUCACAGCAGUGUUUCUACUCAACAGGUGUUUGUUGAAUACUGUGUUGUAUUAGAAUUAAAGAAUAAUCAUAGAGGCAUUAUAGCCACUUUAGCCACGCGCUGUCACUGUCGGGUUCUGAGCAUGCGGAUCAGAACCUCGCUGUAACUCCGAUUGGAUGCAGUUUGAUGCACGAGGGGAUGCGAUGUAGAAGAUGUUGAAGUUCUUUAAUUAGGUAAUUAAGCAGGCAUGUUCCAGCUGCAAUGUCCCCCAGAUGUGUAAAUGUGAAGCUUGUUGCUCAGAAAACAGUGAAAUAAAAUCCCACCAGAAGCUU
Messenger RNA from Silurus meridionalis, 2164 nucleotides. RefSeq names its product beclin 1, autophagy related (gene becn1). Gene Ontology annotation, cellular component: phosphatidylinositol 3-kinase complex, class III, type I; phosphatidylinositol 3-kinase complex, class III, type II; phagophore assembly site. Gene Ontology annotation, biological process: cellular response to nitrogen starvation; late endosome to vacuole transport; autophagy. Lineage: Eukaryota; Metazoa; Chordata; Actinopteri; Siluriformes; Siluridae. The record is from RefSeq and is a predicted model, not a curated record. The transcript has 12 exons. The coding region runs from base 197 to 1540 and encodes 447 amino acids.